Sardina pilchardus (European sardine) is the source of this 4023-nucleotide messenger RNA. RefSeq names its product von Willebrand factor A domain containing 5B2 (gene vwa5b2). NCBI's taxonomy places the organism in Eukaryota, Metazoa, Chordata, Actinopteri, Clupeiformes, Clupeidae. The record is from RefSeq and is a predicted model, not a curated record. The coding region runs from base 1 to 4023 and encodes 1340 amino acids. The transcript is spliced from 21 exons.
AUGCCUGGCCUAAGAAACAGGUCUACCUGGGCACCUCUGCUCCUGAAAACCUCCUGCAUCAAGUCCUGUGCCAAGGGCUGCUCCCUGGGCCUCACUGCCCACCUCACCUAUGCCAACAUAGAGCCGGGGCCCGUGGAGGGGGUGUUUGUGUACCCGCUGGCGGAGAAGGAGGUGGUGGUGGGCUUCGAGGCGUCCAUCGCCGGCCGGCUGGUCAGCGUGCAGCUCCAGAGCCGGGGGAAGCUGGAGGACUGCUGCCUGGACUGCUGCCCCACCUCCGCCCUGGACACCCAGUGCACCAACGGCAAGGACUGGUGCUGCUGUGGCAACUCCAGCCAGGACAUGCAGUGCACCAACGGACACCUGAUUUUGGACGAGGACCUGGAGCGAGGCACCUUCAUCAUCAGCAUCGGACUCAUCAGCUCCAUGGAGAUUGUGUCUGUCAUCAUCAGCACCACUCAGGAAUUAACCACCCUGGAGAAUGGAGCGAUCCGUCUCGUGUUCCCCACAGUCCUCAUGCCCAUAGUGAGGGCACGGAUGGCGCCAACCAAGAGUGAAAAUGGGGGUCGCUCAGAGGAAAAUGGUCCCACCAGUUGUUUUGGUAGCAGUCCUGGGAAGGCGGAGCGGCUGCUGGGGUCCAGUCUGCAGUGUGUCCACGCCAUCUUCACCAGCCCUGCCACCAACCUCUCGCCCUACGAGCUCACCUUCCAGCUACUGGUCAGAGGGGCAUGUCUACUGGCAGGCCUGGAGAGCCCCACCCACCCGCUGCGGGCCGACGCCGACCCCAGCGCCCAGUCGGCCUCCGUCACCUGCAUCACGCUGGCCGAGGAGCACCCUUACGACCGGCACCUGGAGAUCAUCCUCCACCUGAGUGAGCCUCACAGCCCAUUGGUCAUCCUGGAAAGGGGGCGGCUCACUUUCAGCCAAUACGAGCAGCAGAUCAGUGCGCGCCGUGACUUCAUUCGCUGUGCUCGCAAGGAUCCUGAGUCAGAGAAAAAGCUGGAGUUUGUGAGGAAGCGCUACCAUAAGGACAUCCUGUGCAGCCCGGUGCUGAUGCUGAACUUCUGCCCCGACCUGCUGUCCGAGCCGCCCCAGCUGCAGAGGGCAUCUCGGGAGCUGCUCUUCCUCAUCGACCGCAGCGGCAGCAUGAGUGACCUCAACAUCAGCAAGAUCAAGGAAGGGAUGCUGGUGGCCAUUAAAAGUGUCCCUCCCGGGACCAUGCUCAACAUCAUCGGCUUUGGCUCCACCGUCAAGACCCUGUUCACCACCAGCAAGCCCUGUUCUGAUGCCACCCUUGCCCAGGCCUGUGAGUACCUGCAGAGGAUGCGGGCGAACAUGGGGGGCACCAACCUGCUGGCUGCCCUGGCAUGGGUGUACCAGCAGCCUGCCCACCGCAGCUGCCCACGCCAGCUCUUCAUCCUGACAGACGGCUCCGUCAGCAACGUGGGCAAAGUGCUGGAGCUGGUGUGCAGGAACACCUGCUCGGCCAGGUGCUUUGGUCUGGGCCUGGGUCCACGAGCCUGCAGACGGCUUCUCCAAGGGGUCGCCAAGGUGACCGGCGGCAGUGCCGAGUUCUUUAGUGAUGAAGAGAGGCUGCAACCCAAGCUCAUCAAAUCCCUGAAGAAAGCUCUUGAGCCUGUCCUGACUGAUGUUCGCAUUGACUGGUAUGUGCCUGACAAUAUGGAGGCUCUCCUUUCACCCAAUGAAAUCCCUCCACUCUACCCUGGCAGUCGUCUGAAUGGCUACUGCACCUUGUAUGAUGUGGCGCCAUUCAGAAGCAGGAAGAGUGAGGUGAGAGGGCGCUCGUACCGAGGCGCGUCCCGCGGGUCGCUGGGCUCUGUGUUCGGCCAGGUGCAGGACGAGCUGGCCAACCCGUCCGACGUGCUGCAGCAGCUGCUGGCGCUGCCGGGCGAGGAGGAGGACCUGGAGGAGGCCCUCAGGGAGAUCUCCCGCGAAAUCUCCUCCGAGUUCUCCUGCGCCAAGGCCUCCGACGUCGACAACAAUAGCGCAGCCUUAGACCUGGAGCCCUACAGUGACGUGCGGCGGCGGAUCGCGGAGGCGUCCUACGUGCAGGACCAGUACGUUCUGACCCGCUGCUCCAUCAGCAGCGACCGCGGACUCCUCUCCGCCUCCCCUGCCGCCUCCGACUGGACCGGCCCCGGCCUGGACACGGGCUCCCUGCCCCAGGGGCUGGAGAAGGUGGCCCCCCCGGACACGCGCGGCCUCUCCCGCUGGGAGUCCCCCUGGCAGCACACCCCUCCCUCGGAGAACACCGACCCCAGCCCUGGGAAGGCGGUCCGGCUGGCGGAGCGCGAGGAGUGUCGUCGCAGGCAGAGGGCGCUGGCGCGCUGUGCCAUGUCCGCGCGCAGCUUCUCGUCUCCGCAGGGCGAGCUGGACAUGCACCGGCUGCGGCGGGCGCUGGAGAAGGUCUCCUUCGACCAGGCGGUGGGCGGCCGGCUGGAGGAGAGCGACAGCGAGACGCAGCCCAGCCUCAGGGGGGCGCUGUCCCGCAGGAGCCUGACCGACUCCAAUUGGGAUGGCUUCACCGACCCGGAGUGCUUCUUUGCAGCCGCGCCGUCUGACGAGCCCCAGGCUCUGCAGGCCCGGUCCCUCAUCCACGGCCUGCUGGGGGGCCGGCCCGUGUCCUGGGAGGUGGCUGUGGACCUGAGCCCACUCUGGGCCCCUCCGAGCCCCACACCCCCAGCGGCUGACCCCUGGGGAGAGGUUGUGCAUCAGCUGGCCGCUCGCUCUGUGAUCCGUGACUUUGAGAACAUGGCGGAAAAAGAAUCCGACAUCGAGCAUGGGCCGGUGAAGAGGUACAGGAUGAAGGCCAUCCAGACCAGUAAGAGCUGCAACAUCAUCUGCAUGUACACGGCCUUCACCGCCACCGACUCCAGCAGCAGCAGCAGCACCAGCAAGGGCCUGCAGGACCCACCCCAACCCCUCAGCUCAGCAGGCGUGCGUUUCGGGACGAGGCGCGGCUCCCAUGCGGGCGGCAGCAGGAGGCAGAGGUCCUACUCGGUGGGGCUGGGACGCAGGCCGUCCAGCCGGGACAGUGAGGAGCUGGAGGACACCUUUACCUCCACAGACAGAGACGACACCCCCGCCUCCCCCUGCAGCCUGACGUCCUGGGAGAGCAGCCCUGCCGCUCACCCUGCCAGCCCCUCCGGCACCUCCACCCGCUCACAGCGCUCCAUAGAGAGCCGCUCCGUGGAGAGCUUCUUCGGCUCCAGGUUCAAUCUGGGGAGGCUGAUGUCCAGCAACGCCUCAGGAAAGCAGGCCGCCCUGAAGCCUCACUGUCUGUCUGCAGAGGCGGAGAAGCACACGGAGACAGACACCCCCAACUACCUGCCUCUGGUGCAUCUGCAGUUGGCUUCCGGUGCUUUCUGUCUGAACGAGUCCUACUCUGAGUGCAUCCAGAUCCCUCUGGAGCGUCUGAAGAGGGCGUCCCCCUACACCAGCCACCGCAGCAGCCUGAGCCCCCCCAUCCGCUGCACCUCUCCCCCAGCCAACCCAGAGGAGACGCCGGCCCCGAACCAGGCUCCAGCUCCAGCCCUGGCCCCUGGCCUCACCAGGGUGUCUGCAAGGCCCAGUGUGGGGGGCUGCCUUGAGGCUGACACUGUCCUCUCCGAACCCCUCAGCUCAGAAGAGGGCUCCCCGGAGCUGGCUGGUGGGGUCCCCCAAGCGGACAGCGGGCGCGGGUCGGAGACAGAUAUGUGCGAAGGGUCCCUUCUGGAGCCUGCUGAGCUGCCAGGGGAUGCGGCGCUGGCCCGGCUGGACCUGGAGAGCCUGAGCUGGGCCACAGCGGUGGCCUUGGCCUGGCUGGAGCACCGGUGCGCCGGCUACUUCGUGGAGUGGGAGCUGAUCGCUGCCAAGGCGGAUUUCUGGCUGCGUGGCCAGCUGCUGCCCGAAGGACUAGACCUGGCGGGGCUUAAGGCGGCCGCACGGCAGCUGUUCCUGCUGCUGCGCCACUGGGACGAGAACAUCCAGCUCAACAUGCUGUGCUACAACCCCAACAACAUGUGA